This is a messenger RNA of Dacryopinax primogenitus, 1566 nucleotides long. RefSeq lists its product as uncharacterized. Lineage: Eukaryota; Fungi; Basidiomycota; Dacrymycetes; Dacrymycetales; Dacrymycetaceae. Gene Ontology annotation, molecular function: protein binding. The coding region runs from base 1 to 1383 and encodes 460 amino acids. The transcript is spliced from 5 exons. The record is from RefSeq and is a predicted model, not a curated record.
AUGCCACCACGUCCACGUCCACGCCGUGUAGCACAUAUACCAUCACCGACCAAACCAACCCGCGCAGCGACAGAAGACUCCGACGUCGUAGAAAUAGACGCUCCUUCGUUCUCCCCAUCCAAGAGCCCCGCGGCUGCAAGAGCGACCAGCUUCCAGUCUCUGGCACAGGAUGAUGAUGAAGACGACUUUUUUGAUCGAUCUAAUACCCGCAAGCUUCAGGCGUUGACUAAGCGCGCUGCCCAAACCCCAGAGUCACUCGGAGAUGUCGUGCCUCCCGAGAGCCCUCCCAGUAGUGGAGAGAAGAAACGCAAGCGCGGCGGUGCCAAAUCGGACUUACAUCUCCCCAAGUGGACGCAGGGAGGAAAGCGCGUCGACCCCGAGAGGUCCGAGAACACACCUGUACUAACCAUAUCUUCGUCCGAUAACGACUCCUCCGAUGCGGAGAUCCGCGUCGUCGGUGGCCCAUCUACCCCUCGGCCCCCAGCACGCGCCAAAACCCUCACCCCACCCCCUCAAAUCGCGCCCGACCAGCUCGCACGCGUCCGCCAAGCUGCGAGGGAUAUCAUCGCCGCUAGCUCACGUGUACACCCGGGUGAGAGGGAGGAUGAAGUGACCAUCGUCCACCCCCCAGGGCUGGAGGAUCUCGACCCGGAGCUAGCGGCGAUCGCCAAGCGCGCAAGGGAGAACUCUCGCAGCAGGCGGAUGGGUCGGCUCUCUCAGUCCCAGGACGGCGGGGAGUCGCAGGCCAGUGAGAGCAGGGGUGGGAGCGUCUUACAAGGACCGGAUAGCGUCGCUCUAAAUGUGCGCAUAUACCCGCUUGACUGGGCCGGGGAGGCGGAUGACGGCAAGUGCCACGCGCUGCGGUUCAAGGUCAAGCGUAACGCGCCGUUUAGACAGGCGUUCGAGCUCAUUUGCGAGAGAAGUGAGAUGCUUAUGCCUCAGCUGAUCGUGACGCAUGAGCAUAAGCAGGUGUGGGCGAGCGCGACCCCGCAUUCACUCGGCAUAUGGGACGAGGCUACGCUAGAGGCGUACUCAAGGACCGUGCACGAGCGCGUCGAAGCACAGCGUCUUGCCCACCGUGGGUCACUCGAGCCCUCCACCGAAGCCCUCGACCCCCAACCCGAUGCCUCGGGGGACGACCCCUCUCCCUCAGUCCAGACCAUCCACCUGAACCUGCUCGCCGCCGGAGCAGAAAAAGGUCUUCGCAUAGCCUGCAGACCCACUACUGCUGUAGCCAGGCUCGUCAGAGGGUUCUUGAGCAAGUAUAGCAUCGAGAACCGCGAGGCGAGGCUCAGCUUCGAGGGAGAGGAUCUUGAUCCGGAAGGCGUGGUCGGGGAUUACGACCUCGAGGAUGGAGAUCAACUGGAGGUGAGGCUCUUGUAGCGUCUUGCAGGCUUGUCCUAUGCUUGUUGCCUGGAUUCACGAUAUCGCUGAGAUGGUCACGGUUCCUGCUGGAUUGUGUAUUAUGUGGAAUGGAUGCUGGACGCCUGAUUUCUGUUGGGAUUCACUGCUCACGAUCAAUGUGUUUACGACGAAACGCUGUUAUACUCUAGUUGUUGCUAUUUU